Messenger RNA from Poecile atricapillus (Black-capped chickadee), 5022 nucleotides. RefSeq names its product cyclin L2 (gene CCNL2). The transcript has 8 exons. Gene Ontology annotation, cellular component: nucleus. Gene Ontology annotation, molecular function: cyclin-dependent protein serine/threonine kinase regulator activity. The record is from RefSeq and is a predicted model, not a curated record. Gene Ontology annotation, biological process: regulation of transcription by RNA polymerase II. NCBI's taxonomy places the organism in Eukaryota, Metazoa, Chordata, Aves, Passeriformes, Paridae. Bases 2815 to 3720 code for a protein of 301 amino acids.
AUUCACUAUAUAACCAAUGUUUCAUAUUCUGUAAAGCUUUGAGGAGGCUGCCUGGAAGCUCUUUGGACUGCACAUGAUAAUCAGUGAAUUCAGUGAGAUUAGUUUCUUACCAUCCUGAUGUUUUCUUUCUCAUUUAAGAGACUCUUACUAAUUGGUCUCGUAUCACUGCUGAGUGACGGCGAGGUGGAUGCAGGUGCUCAGUAUUCCUCGAAGGCAGAUUGGAUCAGUAGGUAGCUUUGGUGGUAGAAAAUAUCCCCUGAACUUAGAUCUCUAAGUAGGGAGGAGUUUGGAGGCCCGGGGUUGUCACGAUCACUCCUGAUGGGAAUGUGCUGAGGUAUUAAUGCUCUGUGUGCCAGUUUAGUGUUUGCAGUGUGUUAAAACCACACUCAGGCUUGGCUAGAAAGGAGACAAGGCUCAGUAUAAAAGUAACAAGGGUCAGAGUGUAUGACACUUGAAAGAUACAAUUACCUCAAAUAUUUAAAUUUUGCCUUAACUGGUCAAAGAACUUCCUAUUUCUGUACCAAAACAAUUUGGGAUCUUGCUCUUUUCUCCUCUAAAAAAACUCCUGUUCAGAGCAUUCUUUUUAAGCUUCUUGACCUUCAGGAUUUCCUUCUGUUAUCUACCCCAGAGGGCAGCUGUAGCUUGUUAAUUGGGGUGAAUUUUGCCAUUAUUCUGCCUCUUUGCAGCCUUGUUUUCCUUUCAAACCAAAGGAAAAACCCUCAGAACUGAAUGAACCAUGGCACAGUGUUGUCUGUUCUCUGCAAGCACUGCCAACUUCCCUCACUGCUGAUUGCAGUCAGCAGCUUUUUCUCCCAGGCUGCAGCUAAAAAAGGAUUUGUGAGGUGUCUAGGAGAACAAAAUCAAACCCAGGUGAGGACAAGGCCUGGCUGAGUGGCAGGAUGGAAGGGCUCGGAAGGUCAGAGCUGGCGUGGAUAAACACUGGGGAUGGUGCAAACACUUCAUGUGGAGUGUUUUAGGCCUUGAAAGAGGAUCACAGAUGCCUCAUGGAUGUCCCUCUGAAAUAAGCAUGUGGCUCUCCAGAUGCUUAUUAAUAACUCAAUAACCCAUAUCUUCCAGAUAAUCGUUAUGUACCUUCAGGUAUUAGAAUGUGAACGUAACCAACACCUGGUCCAGACCUCAUGGGUAGCCUCUGAGGGUAAGUGACUAAGACUUCUCCUCUGCUGCCCAUGGUGCAGGGAUAGCUGCCGUCUUCAGUCAACCCAAAGCUCUCCAAAGAGAAGGCUGGCUCUAGACAGGUGGUAUAUACAUGAUAGUAGAGUAACUGGCCAACUGCUUCUUGUGCUUUAUAAUUUUAUUUUUCACUGCAUUUUUUGAUUGUUUGUAUAUUUGAUAACCUGAGUGUUGAAGUUCUGAAGUUUUUGUUUUAAUGUUCUAUUUCUCUUAACUGUUAUAAUGUGAUGUGUUUCUUACAUGAUAAGGCAAAUUAAGUAGGGGUUUAGAUCUUAAAAAGGGAUGAAUUAACAAGAAUAAAAAUGGAUAGUUUCCAUUUGUAAACUAGUAUAUGUGUGAAGCUUGGAUACAAAAUGUAGUAUUUAGAGGCACUUCCCAGAAGCAUUGCAUGGAGCAGUGGAAUGGGAGUUUUGGACUGCCAGGAAUCUGCUGCUUGUGGGAGGAGGGGAGGUGAUGGGGAGGGAGGGAAUUAACCCAAUUGAGAAAGGGGUUAGACGUUACAAUAUCACAUCUGUGUGCUCAUGUUUGUUGCUUCCAGUACCCAAAACUGGUGGGUAUCCAGUAUAACUGGUCUUUGACAUGUGCAUUUUUACAACAUUACCUCUUUCUUAAGCUAUUGUGACAAAGAUUCAUUUCCUCCUGUGUCUGACUGAGCCCACAGGGAAGAGGCCAAACUUGGAAGCUGGCAUGGUUCUCAAUUUGACAAAUCAGAAAAAAAGCUUUGUACCUUUCAGAUGUUUGAAGUCACCCUUUCCUUUAUCACUUCUUUGGCCAAAAAGUUUGUGCUCUCUUUGUAGUGGGACAAGAACUAGGUUUAGAAGUUCCUUUCUCCCAGAAAGAUGAGCUGGUGCUCAAUGUUGCUUUUUCAGGGUAGCAGUUGCUCUUUGUGUAAAUAAGAAUUGAGGACAGCUGGGGCAGGUGGGAGUUGGGAACUCCUGGGAUUCCAGUUCCUCCUCUCUGUCCUUGUAAAUGUUGCAGGUGCCUGGCCUGUGGUCUCUGCUUUGGAUAUUUUGGGGGUCAGCGAAUCUUUGUAUACUGGGUACCCAUAUGGUUAAUUAUUACUUUAAAGUAUUAUUUUAAGGAUUUUUAUUAUGUCUUGCUUUAGUUUUUCUCCAUCUGAUAUUUUACUGAUGUAUGUGCUCCCAAGUCUAGAUCUUCUAAAUCACAUCAGCUGACAGAUUCACAGGCAUUUACUUUGUGUAUUUAAGAUUUAACAACAUAAUGCUUAAGUGUACUGACUGGAAUAUGUGCAAUAUUUUACAGUUUUCUCAUUCUGUGAAUAUUCAUUUUAAGCAACCUUACUCAAAUGGGACAAUUUGGAAACCUUAUUUCAUGUGCCAAAGAGGAGAUCUGCCUGAAUACUGACUGUUCUCCCGAACUGAUGUUUCCAAACACCCUGAUUUCUCCUGUGGCUGACUUUUUUGCAUCAAAAAGAAAUCUGUUCUGGAUGGAGAUGGACCCUUAAAUCCCACUGGAAGCUGACCUGUGCUGAAGAGGACUGCAUUUCAUGGGAGAACUGCUCCAGGAGCUGCAGCUUUUGCCAGACACUGGUUCUGCCCUAUUUCAGGGGAACAUGUGAACCUAAAAUUCUAUAACUGAGUAUUUCUCAGCACACUGAACUAUAUGAAUGACAGCCUGAGAACAGAUGUCUUUGUGAGGUUCCAGCCAGAAAGCAUUGCCUGUGCCUGCAUUUACCUGGCAGCCAGGACACUGGAGAUCCCACUUCCAAAUCGCCCACAUUGGUUUUUACUGUUUGGAGCAACGGAGGAAGAAAUUCAAGAAAUUUGCUUAAAGAUCUUGCAGCUCUACACAAGGAAAAAGGUGGAUUUAUCUGAUCUGGAAAGUAAAAUAGAAAAGAAGAAAUUGGCUAUUGAAGAGGCAAAAGCACAAGCUAAAGGUCUGGUACCCGAGGGAGUUCCAAGCUUGGAUAACACAUCAGGAUUCUCCCCUAUCCCAAAAAAUGAGUCUCCAAAAGAGGUUAAAGGGAAUAAACCUUCACCACUACCUGUGCAGGCCAUGAAGAAUGCUAAAAGGAAAACUGAGGGAGCCAAGAGAACCAGCUCCAACAGCCCAGUAAAUGGUGUCCAGAAGGGAAGAGAGAGCAGGAGUCGAAGUGGUAGCAGAGAUCAGAGUUACUCCAGGUCACCAUCGAGAUCUGCAUCCCCUAAGCACAGGAAAAGUGAGAGUUACUCCACGUCCAGCGGCUCCAAAUCCCACAGCCGCUCGCGGAGCCGCAGUGAUUCUCCCCCGAGGCAAUUCAACCACAGCUCCGGGUACAAGGGCUCCAAGGUGCGGAGCUACAAGAAAUCCAAAGACUACAAAUACUCAACGCACAAAGCGCGCAAGUCGCGCAGCCGGAGCUCAUCCCGCUCCCGCAGCCGCUCCCGUGAGCGCUCCGACCACUCGGGCAAGUACAAGAAGAAGAGCCACUACUACCGGAACCACCGGCACGAGCGCUCCCGCUCCUACGAGCGCGCCGGGCACCGCUACGAGCGCGAACACCCUGGGCACAGCCGGCACCGCCGGUGAGCCCCAGGGCUGCUUCUGGGGGGAGCUCCUGCUGGUGAGCCCCCAAGCUGCUUCCAGGGGAGUUCCUGCUGGUGAGCCCCCAAGCUGCUUCCAGGACUGCUUCCCGAGGAGAUUCCUGCUGGUGACCCCCAGGGCUGUGUCCAGAGGGAGUUCUUGCUGGUGAGCCCCAGAGCUGCUUCCAGUGGGAAUUCUCUCUGGUGAGCUGGGAUGGCUUCCUGAGGAAAUCCCCUCUGGCACCUGAGCACAGAGCUGGGAAUGCCCACUGGGGCUGCUUUCUGAGGGAUUUCCCUCCAGCACCCGGGCACAGUUGGUGAGCUGGGGCUGCUUCCCUCAGGAAUUCCAUCUGAUGCCACUGGUGAAUCAGGGCUGCUUCCCUCAGAAUUCCCUCUGCCAGCAGAGCUUGCUUCCGGUGGCUUGUGCAGUAUCAGGGUUUAUCUGGCUCCUGAAGCACCCGUGGCUUGAGCUGUGUUCUGCCAGCGGUUUGUGCUCAUCUAUGAAUCCAAAGGAAAGACUGAUGGGGUAGGAAGUGAUAUCAGGAGUGCCCUGUGCUGGGGUGUCACUGUCCGCCCUCAUUUGGUGCCCCUUGCUCUUGAGUGAUUUCCAUCCCCAAUGCAGUGCAGUGUUUGGGACUUCCAUUCCUGCAGGCAGCAGCUCCGUGGCCCAUCCUUGGAAUGCUAUGCCCAGCAGUUCUUACACCUGUGGAACUGGAAAGCUCCUCAGCCCCCUGGGAGUGCUUUGGUGCUAACAACAUCCUCUUUUCAUACUGGCUCUAUGAUGUUGUACAGGUGGGAGGUGACUUUUUUUUUACCUGUUGCCUAUAUUAGGUUCUCUGUGUAUAUAUAUUUUGCAGUGUUACAGUACAGUAUGGGAAAAUGGCCUUCCUAGCCUUUACACUUUACCCACAAUGUAAAUAAGCAUUUGUUUAAUACAGGUGAAGAUAUAUACAGAAAAUUCAAAACUUGAAUUCUAUCAAAAAAGACUUGUGUAGAAAAUUCUGAUAAAUGUGAAAGUAUUUAGCUCUGUGCAUUGAGAGUAGUAUAUUUUUAUCUGUGCAAUGCUGUGUGCAGGCCACCAGCUUGGAAGACAUUUCCUAUAUAUCCAUUUGAAGUGGUUGAAAAUUCUUUACUCAGGAUCUUUGACACUCUGAAGAAUUCGUAGUUUGUCAGUCUGCAUGCUUGAUGAACAGAGCAUUUAAAAACCAAUUAGCAGAGCCCCACAGCCCAGUAGUAUCAGUUCUAGUGGUAUAUCUGAGCUGUUACUCUCAUGCUCCCUAAUUUCAUUAAAGUAUUUGAUUUUCUAUUA